UAACAAACAAUCGCAAAAUCGACUUCCCACGAGUCGCGACUAGAGUCAGUGGAAGCGGGAAGUUCGUAGUGUAACUUCAAACUGCAAUAUCGAGUUGAUUUGUUUUCAUUACAAACAUUUUUACAAUUUCUGGAUUCUGAGAGGAUGAAAUCCUCUUAAGAAGUCUCAUAGUUGGAUCGUUGUUAUUCUUUGUUGGAUGUUUACAAACAUUAGGACAUAAUGACGUCACUAUUGGAGGCUCUGGAACAGAAAUAUGGAGAGAGGGAAAUGGCCUUCGAGGAUUUGGACGAUUCGAAAUAUGAAGAUAUAGCUAUUUCCAUAUUUGUGCCUUGUAGGUCACCCAGAGCUCUGGUUCCAUCCCUUUUGGUAUUGAAUGACUGUGAUAUUACCACUGCCGGGGACAGAGAAGCUUUAGUAGCAAAAUGUUCUUGCGUUGAAGAGCUGGAUCUCGCAAAAAAUAAGCUCCACGAUUGGCCAGAGGUAUUCUGCAUUCUUCAACAGAUGCCCCGGCUCAAAUUCGUGAAUUUAAGCUUCAACGAAUUAUCCACGCCCAUAAAUAAAAUAGACCUUUAUUGGGAACAGCUACGCAACCUCGUCCUGAACUCCACCUUCAUCAGAUGGGAAAGCAUCCAGGAGAUUCUCGGCCAUCUUCCCCAGCUGGAAGAGCUCCAUCUGAGCCUCAACGAUUACAAGCACGUACAUCUGUUUCGUGAAGAGGACGAUUGCGACUGUCAAGCGGAAGAACGCGCGACCAAGAACCACGAGACGAAUUGCUGUUGCCCAAAAUUCGAUUACCGGGGAAAACAUUCGCACACCAAACUGAGAAAAUUACACUUUACGGGGAAUCCCGUGAGAGAAUGGUGGCAGGUCUGCAAGCUCGGUUACGCCUUUCCCAACCUGGAGUCGCUGGUACUUGCCAAUUGUCCGAUCGAUUCCCUGAAAAUCGACGUGUCUAGAUGUUCCUGUGAUAAAAAGUGCCGUUCUAUGAACUCGCAAGAAGCUUUCAAGAAACUUGAAAUUUUGAAUUUGAAUUCUACCGAUUUGUCCGGUUGGGAUGAUGUUGAAACGUUGGCGAAAUUUCCUGCCCUGAAUUGUGUCCGAGUUCAGGGAUGUCCUUUGUGGGAAAGCAACGAGUAUACAGAACAUGAAAGGAGGCAGCUAUUCAUCGCUAGACUACCAAACGUGAACACCUUGAAUGGAGGUGGUAAAAUUGGGCAUGAUGAAAGGGAAGAUGCCGAGAGAGCAUUCAUAAGGUAUUAUAUGGAAAAACCAGAAUGCGAAAGACCUGACAGGUAUUUCGAAUUGGUUUCCAUCCACGGAAAAUUGGACCCGUUGGUGAACAUAGAUCUAAGACCCGAAAAACGGGUUAAAGUGUUGUUCACCUGCGGUAAUAACAGCGAAAUUCGUUCGGUUGAUGUCUAUCGCACAGUCAGCGAUCUCAAGCUCAAACUGGAAGCAUUUGCUGGAUUUUCCGCAUCGAAAAUGAGAUUAUUUUACGUCGAUCAGGACCUGAGGGAUAUUCAGGGUCCUGAGGAAAUGAAAUAUCCCCAUAAGCAGCUUUACAGUUAUAAUAUUUACUCAGGCGAUGAGAUAAUAAUCGACUAUAAGGGUAGAUCAUCCGAAAGAAAUUCUCUGAGCCAAUCAAUUUAAACUAUAUUUUUCCUGUUGCAAAGCUUAAUUAACAUAUUCCGAUUUUAAUUCCAUGCAGAUUGAGAGUUUAGUUUAUAUUAACGAAAAAGUGGUCUGUGAUGUCGUUGACCAUUUCAAAACAGAUGAAAUGUCGGUUGUUUGAUUAGUUGUCGUUUUACAAAUAAGUGGACGAAUAAAUGUGAGUACGAAAAUAAGUAUUUCCAUGAGCUUAAUUUUUUUAUUCAUUUUCUAGUCAUCAAGUCAAGUGAUAUACCUACUCAAAAUUUUUUCAAGUUUUUGAAUUAUAGACCAAACAAACGAUUAUUACCUAAUAAUUAUGGUUUGUGCCCGUUUAAAAUUUCUAUUGUUAUCAAAAAUUCUGAUUUUUCCAUAAAAAAUCUUUUCGCCAUUCGAUCCAUUCAAAGGAAGGUAGCAUUUCCUUGAACCGUUAAAUUUUUCAGAUUUUAUGAAUCACUACUUUAUUUGCAACAAGAGGACAGUUGUAGUGUUUUGUUUAUGAAUAAAGGAAUUAUUCCAAGUUAUAUGUGAUUACUGAUUAUUAUUAUAUUAUAUAAGGAUAAUGGCUCGCGUUACUUUUUAAGAAUUCGAGAGCAAUAAUUAUAAUUCUCUUCAUAAUACCUAAUUACUAAAAUCCAGUUUAAGCAGCUUUAAAUAUAAAUCAUAUUAAUCCUACUAAAAUUUCCGCAACAAAACUAUACUGCCAUUCAUACUCCAUAAGUUUGUACAACUUAUUAUAGAUUUAGUUGAAAAAUAUGAAUGUUUAAUAAAAUAAAUAAAAAACUU
Molecule: messenger RNA, 2433 nt
Organism: Coccinella septempunctata (seven-spotted ladybird)
Lineage: Eukaryota; Metazoa; Arthropoda; Insecta; Coleoptera; Coccinellidae
Gene: mlt
Product: tubulin-specific chaperone cofactor E-like protein
Exons: 6
Coding region: 220-1650 (476 amino acids)
Biological process (GO): protein folding
Molecular function (GO): alpha-tubulin binding
Source: RefSeq, a predicted model, not a curated record